Messenger RNA from Fusarium keratoplasticum, 1089 nucleotides. Its product is annotated as Zn(2)-C6 fungal-type domain-containing protein. The transcript is spliced from 3 exons. The record is from RefSeq and is a predicted model, not a curated record. Gene Ontology annotation, biological process: regulation of DNA-templated transcription. NCBI's taxonomy places the organism in Eukaryota, Fungi, Ascomycota, Sordariomycetes, Hypocreales, Nectriaceae. Gene Ontology annotation, molecular function: zinc ion binding; DNA-binding transcription factor activity, RNA polymerase II-specific. Bases 1 to 1089 code for a protein of 362 amino acids.
AUGGCUUUAAAUAGUUUGCCCGAUACUCCCGCAGAGGACCACAAGUCGACUUGCUCUAAAUAUAGCACCACGACAAGUACUAAGUCGGGCAAGCCUCCACACCGUGUCUUGAAACGAUCAAGCUCCAGUGCUGCCACAAUUCACCACUGUAACCAUGUUGCGCAUAGUGCUGGUAUGGACGGUCGACAUAAGCGUGUCUCGAAGGCUUGUGAGAGAUGUCGAAUGAAGAAGACCAAGUGCGACAGUAAUUUCCCCUGCAAACGAUGCAAGGAUGAUGGUCAGAUCUGCACCGCUGGUGUUAGAAAGAAGAGGAAAUACAAGCAACUGCCACAAGGAUACGCUGAAGUCCUUGAAAACACGCAACUCAUGUUUAUCGCUACUAUCUACAAGCUUUACUCCAUGGUCAGGAAUAACGAGCCCUGGGAGCUGGGCGAACCUGGAUCGAACGACCACGGCCAGCCCGUAGUCCACGACAUUGCUCAGAAGCUCGGCUGCGCCCGACCCAGCAGCGACAUCAACCCCCCCCUGCAUUUAGGCUUCCCCGAAGACGAAGUCAGCAUGACGAAGUUGACACUCCCGCUCGAGGAGCAACAGAAGGAGAACGAGUCUCAGAAGGGGUUCAAUGACGCAGACUCUUCCGUAUGUAACCGAACCGAGCGGGCGUCGUCCUCGGAACUUGAUCACUCCGACAUUGAGUGCGGCUAUCCAGCGGCUGCCUUUGGCAACACCAACAAUGCGAUGACCUUGUCGGCCCAGAGCUUCACAGGCAGCAGCAACGACGUCGCCUUUGACCCUCUGCCUCCUGAAACCGGCGACUUAACCACGUUCCCUUCGCAAUCGCCCUCGACACCGAAUCUCCCCCCCUGGUCUAUGGCCGCCAAGGCCCAAAACAGCGAUCUGACUCUGCAGUUCGUACAAGAGCUAGAAAUUAUGGGUAGAAUGAACAUGAUGAACCAGAGGCGCGUAGAAUCAGAGCCUGGCACUAUCCUCGCGUCCUGUCAUGUCCCUGACCCUGAGAUCAUAAUGGGCACGGGCGAUCUGAUGAUUUAUUCUGGUUAUGACGGCGAACCGAUAUUGUCAAGGGUCUGA